UUGUUCGGUUUCUGGUGUGUAUUCUGAUGGAACGAACUGUGAACGAUGUGGCUGAAAGUAGAGGCAGCAAGAGUUAUGUGUCCUUAACGAACAGUUAGAGGGGUUUUUUUGUAGUUUUACUUUAUCCAGAAAUUAAAAACGCAGUGUAUAUUAUCAUGGAGCGCUCCGAUUUCAAAUGUAGCAGGCAGUCCGUUGGCGUUUCGGACUACCUGGGACCUUCGACGAGCGAAAGUGAGCUUCCAGUCGGUGAUUCCAUGAUGCAGGCUCCGCUGAAACGCCAGGCGGUGAAGAGGCAUCACCACAAACACAACCUGAAACACCGAUACGAGUUUCUGGAGACUUUGGGCAAAGGAACCUACGGGAAAGUGAAGAAAGCUGUUGAAAGAUCUGGCAGAAUGGUGGCCAUCAAGUCAAUAAGGAAGGAGAAGAUCAAGGAUGAGCAGGACCUGAUACACAUCCGCAGGGAGAUCGAGAUCAUGUCCUCUCUCAAUCACCCGCACAUCAUCACUGUCUAUGAAGUGUUUGAGAACAAGCACAAAAUCGUGAUCGUCAUGGAGUACGCCAGCCGGGGCGACCUCUACGACUACAUCUGCGAGCGGCAGAAGCUGCCGGAACGCGAGGCGCGCCACUUCUUCCGCCAGAUCGUGUCCGCCGUGCACUACUGCCACCGGAACGGGAUUGUGCACAGGGACCUGAAGCUGGAGAACAUUCUCCUGGACGGAAACGGGAAUGUGAAGAUUGCUGAUUUCGGGCUGUCGAACCUGUACCGGGGCGACGCGUACUUGCAGACGUUCUGUGGCAGCCCGCUCUACGCCUCCCCCGAAAUCGUGAAUGGGCGGCCGUACAAGGGGCCCGAGGUGGACAGCUGGUCGCUGGGCGUGCUGCUCUACACCCUGGUGCACGGCGCCAUGCCCUUCGACGGGCAGGACUACAGGAACCUGAUCCGCCAGAUCAGCACCGGUGACUACCGCAAACCCAGCAAGCCCUCCGAUGCCUGUGGUCUGAUCCGCUGGAUGCUGAUGGUGAACCCGGAGCGUCGGGCCACGCUUGAGGAGAUCGCCAAACACUGGUGGUUGAACUGGGGCUACCAUCGCCCCCUGGUGGGCGACGGCGAGGGCGCGGCAGGCCGUCCCUCCACAAUGUCCCCGCAGGCAGGGGGGCUGGCCAGCAUCGCGGGCUGGCUGCGAAGAACCUCACGGCCCCUGCUGGAGAACGGCUCCAAGGUGCGCUGCCUGCUGCGGCCACAGGGGGGCGGCGACGUGGUCCGGCAGCGGUCCCUGCGGAGGUCGAGGAAGGAGAACAACGUAUCGCAGACCAUGCAGGACGGGGCCACGGCGCGCCCCUCCAAAGGCAUCCUGAAGAGGCGGGGCAGCCUGAAACAGAAGCCCCUCACCGAGCAGCAGCAGAGCGCCGAGCCCGAGGCCGCCAAACCCGCUGCGGGGCCGCCAGCCCCCUCGCCGCCCCCGUCGACAUCGAUCCCCCGCAAGGGCAUCCUGAAGAAGCCGACGGCGGAGCGGGAGUCGGGCUACUACUCGUCGUCCCCCGAGAGCAGCGACUCCGCGCAGACGCCCCAGGCGCCCAUGUCCCCCGCGAGCCCGCCCCGCCGCAAGGGCAUCCUGAAACAGCACGGCAAGUUCUCCUCCGGCUGCCCCCCGGAGUUCGGCUCCCUGGACCAGCUGGCGUCCGCCGCGGAGCGCGGGGGCCGGGCCCGGCCAAGCGGUGCCGUCAGCGAGGACAGCAUCCUCUCCUCCGAGUCCUUCGACAUGCUGGACCUGCCCGAGCGCUCCAGGCCGUCAGCAGCGAUGGCGGCGCCCGUCGCACGGGGCCCAGGCCGUACCAUGCGGGGCUGCGUUUCCGCAGACGACCUGCUGGGGCUCGGGGACGGGGAGGGGCCGGGGGAUCACCGGCCCAACCUUUGGGACAUGCGCUGCUACCAGUCCGGGGUGGCGGACAGCGCCUUCUCCCUCACCGACUGCGAGAAUGUGACCGAGGUCUACAAGAGGGCUGUGGACAUCUGCGGACACGCCAGUUAAGGGGACAGAACCCUGUCGCUUUUUCAAGGACACUGUGACUUUGGUGGCUAGAUGAAAUGACUCCUGUGCAGUUACAGGGAGCGGGGGGA
Messenger RNA from Megalops cyprinoides (Indo-Pacific tarpon), 2122 nucleotides. RefSeq names its product NUAK family, SNF1-like kinase, 2 (gene nuak2). Gene Ontology annotation, cellular component: cytoplasm. Bases 156 to 2033 code for a protein of 625 amino acids. The transcript has 6 exons. Lineage: Eukaryota; Metazoa; Chordata; Actinopteri; Elopiformes; Megalopidae. The record is from RefSeq and is a predicted model, not a curated record. Gene Ontology annotation, molecular function: tau-protein kinase activity; protein serine/threonine kinase activity; ATP binding. Gene Ontology annotation, biological process: microtubule cytoskeleton organization; intracellular signal transduction; protein phosphorylation.